Molecule: messenger RNA, 774 nt
Organism: Symbiodinium sp. CCMP2592
Lineage: Eukaryota; Dinophyceae; Suessiales; Symbiodiniaceae
Source: the annotation of a GenBank genome assembly
AUGCCGCUGGGAAUAAACCUGUUUGGCAAGGGCCACACGCAGGAGGCCCAGCAGGAAUCUGCCAAAGAAAUGGUUCGACAAUGGCAGAGAAAUCUACGCUCUGAAGCUCGAGGUUUGGACAGAAGCAUCAGGAAAAUCGAGCAGGAGGAAGACAAGAUUCGGAAAGAUAUCCAGGCCAUGGCAAAGCAAGGGGGCGACCCCAAGAGCAUUCAAAUGCUUGCAAAGUCCCUCAUUAGAUCGAACAAGGCGAAGGAUCGCUUGUACACCUCUAGAUCGAUCAUGCAGUCUGCGGUGGCAGAGCUAGAAACGACUGCAGCGACGAUGCGGCUGUCAGACUCCAUGGGUAAGUCGGCAGAGGUCAUGAAGCAAAUGAACUCCCUCGUAAGGAUUCCCGAGAUGGAGGAAUCGAUCAGCUCAAUGAGGCGGGAGAUGAUGCGGGCAGGCCUCAUCGACGAGUUGAUCGACGAAGGCAUGGAAGAGAUGGACGGGCCGGAUCUCGAGGUUGAGGCCGAAGCAGAGGUGGACAAAGUGCUGGACGAUCUGGCCAUCGACGCCUCUGUGCGCAUGGCAAUCUCCAAGCCGCAGGCAGCGGCAGCUCCAGCAGCUGCAACUGCGGCCACGGUGCCAGGCGCCCAGCUGGUGGUGCGGACAGUUAAAGCAUGGCCAUGCAGGAUCCAUCAGAUCAAAGAAGUGUUGUGGGCUUCGAGCAAUCACUGCCGCACCUUAUCCAGGAUCAGUUUCGGCCGCAGCAGCAGUAUGAAAUAUGCGCUAUAG